Messenger RNA from Wyeomyia smithii (pitcher-plant mosquito), 743 nucleotides. Its product is annotated as galectin-4-like. The transcript is spliced from 4 exons. The record is from RefSeq and is a predicted model, not a curated record. Lineage: Eukaryota; Metazoa; Arthropoda; Insecta; Diptera; Culicidae. Gene Ontology annotation, molecular function: carbohydrate binding; galactoside binding. The coding region runs from base 1 to 525 and encodes 174 amino acids.
AUGGGUCAAAAACAAAUACUGAUAAGUUUACGAAAUACUAUCGCUUACUCACAUAACUUCUCCCCCAUCAAGUUGAAAAUAGACUCUGGCUUCUGUUCUCCUGAGGUGGCAACGAUUCCGAUUUUCAACCCGGUAAUACCAUCCUUGGGAGAAAUCCCUGGUGGUCUAUAUCCAGGGAAGAACCUCUAUAUCCGCGGACAGAUAACCGGUAAUGAUAUGUUCAACAUAAACAUCCAGUCAGGUGCGGCAGUUAAACCACGCGACGAUACACUGCUGCACAUAAGUCUGCGCCCGGCAAGUAAACUCAUUGUGUUCAACACUUACAUAAGUGGGGAAUGGCAGCAGGAAGAACAGGAACGCAAAGUUCGCAUCGCUAAAAGUAAGCCGUUUGAAAUGCUUAUCAAAGUGAAAAAAUCGCACUACACCAUUAAAAUCGACGGCAAAAAGAUUUACAAGUUCACACAUCGUCUCGUUAUUCACGUAGGCGAGGGCGGUGUGAUAGAAUCAAUCACGGAGAAGGCUUGAGGGCGUGCUAAUGUUGUUUCACUUGAAAUGAUUUUCUUUAUUACUAGUUAUCAAUUAAUCAGUUUUCAUUUAAGUUAGAUCGUUACGAGUAUAAAGAAUGCUAAUUACAACAAAAGAAAACGAACAAUUGGAAACACAUUGAACGUUUUCCUGACUUUCGUGUUCUUUUUUACAACUGCCUUUGCGAUUUUCAACCGGUUCUUUGAUAUCAUUUCCAU